Molecule: messenger RNA, 1122 nt
Organism: Argentina anserina (silverweed cinquefoil)
Lineage: Eukaryota; Viridiplantae; Streptophyta; Magnoliopsida; Rosales; Rosaceae
Product: transcription factor MYB4
Exons: 3
Coding region: 1-1122 (373 amino acids)
Source: RefSeq, a predicted model, not a curated record
AUGGGAAGAGCGCCGUGCUGUGAAAAGAUUGGGCUAAAAAGAGGAAGAUGGACAGCCGAAGAAGACGAAAUCUUGACAAACUACAUUCAACUCCAUGGAGAAGGUUCUUGGAGAUCUUUGCCCAAGAAUGCUGGUUUGCUAAGGUGCGGCAAGAGUUGCAGACUGAGGUGGAUAAAUUAUCUGAGGACUGACUUGAGGAGAGGGAACAUCUCACAACAGGAGGAAGAAACCAUUGUUAAGUUGCACACUGCUUUGGGUAAUAGGUGGUCAUUGAUAGCUGCUCACUUGCCUGGAAGAACAGAUAAUGAGAUCAAAAACUACUGGAACUCUCAUUUGAGUCGCAAAAUUUACACCUUCGCCAAGCUCAUGGGAAACGAGUGUCUCAUCCCCACCAUAAUCAAUAAUGUUACUAAGUCGGCUGCUGCGAAAUCAAAGCGCAAAGGACGUACAAGCAAGAGCAACCUUAAGAAGGAUGCUACUGUUCCAGCCUCAUUUCCACAAGUACUAAAGCCAUUAUAUGAGAGUGAUGUGUCUGAAUCGUUAACCAGAGAAACCCCAAGUCAAGUGGCAACCAGUCAUUCAAUGGACUCGGAGUUUCGGGCCCCAAAAGAGAAAGAUGGAAAGGAACAAGAGGAGAGGACAAUAAGAAUGUUGGGUGGUUCUUGCUUGAACAUUACAACAGGUAUGAUUAAUUCAACAACUACUGCCUUAUGUGCAACUAAUAAUGGAGAAAAAGAGACAUUGGAACCAUGUGAGUGUGUACACAUUGAUGUAACUGUGGAUCAUAACCCAAGUGGGAAGAAUACCAUCGUAGGGGUUAAAGAGCAGAGAGAAAACUUGGCCACGGGUUUUACAGAUGACCAUGAGAUGACCGUAAAGAGUAAUGUUCAAGGUAUUUGGAGCUCAGAUAUUGAAGGGAGCCGUUGUGAGAUGUAUGCUUUCUCUUCACCAUUGAAUGCAGCCUUUGAUGAUCAUGAAUGGCUCGAUUGGGAUUGGGUAGGACAUGAUGGUGGUGGUGGUCUUCAAUGUGAAAAUAAUGAUGAAUUGGAGUUAUGGGAUGAAGGCGGGGUGAGGAUACCUUGGUUAUGGGAAACUGGCAAUGCUGAUAAUCCGAGACACUAA